Molecule: messenger RNA, 2193 nt
Organism: Colletotrichum spaethianum
Lineage: Eukaryota; Fungi; Ascomycota; Sordariomycetes; Glomerellales; Glomerellaceae
Product: interferon-induced GTP-binding protein Mx2
Exons: 6
Coding region: 1-2193 (730 amino acids)
Cellular component (GO): microtubule; cytoplasm; membrane
Molecular function (GO): microtubule binding; GTP binding; GTPase activity
Source: RefSeq, a predicted model, not a curated record
AUGGCACCGGUACAAUCCAAGAUCCAGACUCCCGGCUUGGGUAACCGGAACCUUCUUGAUAAGAUUGACAAGUUGAGAGAGCUUGGAAUCUCCAAGCAGGUAAGCAGCCUUGGCUUGGUAUACGCGGUAUCACUUACUGACUUUGGCCCCCAGCUUGUCGUCGUAGGAGAUCAGUCUUCAGGCAAGUCCAGUGUCCUGGAGUCCCUCACGGGAUAUUACUUCCCUCGUUCUGUGGGUCUCUGCACUCGCCAUGCCACCGAGAUUGUGUGCCGUCGAGAAGCUAUGACGAGCAUUAUUGUCACAAUUCAACCGUUCGACGCCACCCCCGAGAGAGCCGAGCGUGCCAGGUCGUUUCGGCGCGAGCUCCAUGACUUGAAAGGUGAAGAGUUUGCAGAUGUACUCAAGGAAGCUGCGGAUGUGAUGGGCUUGAAGACCUCCAGCGAUGGUCACUCCAAGGGAGCUGCUUUCAGCAAAGACGUUCUGCGCGUUGAGAUAUGCGGCCCUGACGAGGAGCACCUGACCAUCAUCGAUGUGCCCGGCGUCUCGACUGCCACAGAUGUUGCCUUGGUCAAGUCCAUGGUCAAGGACUACAUUAAAGACCCCCGGACAAUUAUUCUUGCUGUCAUUCCUUGCAACGUGGAUGUUGCAACCCAAACCAUCCUCACCUACGCCGCCGAAGCGGACCCCGAAGGCAAGCGCACCUUGGGUGUCCUUACAAAGCCAGAUCUCGUCAGCGAGAACGCCACUCGUGAGGCAGCAAUGGAUCUGAUAAGGGGAAAGAGGCGCGACAUCCAGCUGGGAUACUACGUGGUCAAGAACCGCGGCGCCGACGACACAUCCUCCAGCAAGGAGGAGCGGGAUUCUCAGGAGAAGGCUUUCUUCAGCGAAGAACCUUGGUCCAAGCUUGACAAUUCGCGUCUAGGAAUCCCAGCCCUACGCAAUCGCUUGCGCGAGCUUCUUAUGGACCGGACCAAGAGCGAGUUUCCCAAAGUGCGCCGGGAGAUCAACGAGCGUUUUGCCGACGCCAAAGCCCAAAUCAAGGCUCUAGGUCAGCCUCGGAGCACUUCCGAUGAGCAGAGAGCGUAUCUCGGCAAUAUUGUGAGUCGGUACAUUCAGCUCAGGGACUUCAGCCUGAACGCCUACUACACUGGUGAUCCUCUCUUUGAGAACAACCCUGAAUAUCGCCUGGCGACCCGGAUCCGCGAGAUGAACUCGGCAUUCUCUUCGAUGUUCUUCAAGAGCGCCCAUACCCGCAGCUUCGAUGACCUGAAUGAUGAUGAAAAGGCUAAGGUUGGAGGCGAUGAGCUUGACACCGAGUACGAAGAUGAAGAGCUUAGCAGGGACGACCUGUACGCAGUAACAUUCAAGAUGCCAUCGGACGAGUUUGGUGACUUGUAUGGAGUCUUGUCAGAGCCUUGCAAGUGUGCAGCGCCUCGAAACGACAGCAUCAUGAAGCAUCUUGAACAAUUGUACCUGGCAUCUCGUGGUUUUGAGAUGGGCACUUUUAACAAUCACAUGCUUCCAACAGCAUUCAAAGAGCAGUCGAAGAAGUGGGAGUCCAUCACCUUGGCCCAUGUCAGCAACGUCAUCCUUGUGGUGCACCAUUUCAUCUACGGGGUGGUCAAGGAGGCCUGCGGUGAUGGAGCGGUUCUUGAAGCGCUCUGGUCCUCGGUUCUCGAGGACCUCGUCAAGCGCUACCAGAUGGCCAUACAGCAGGCGAAGUUGCUCAUCCAUGUGGAGCGGGAGGGUCGCUCUAUCACGUACAAUCCAGCAUUCGACAGAGUGCUUGGACAAGUCAAGGCCAAGAGGUUUGCCAAAAAGUACAAGGACAAGAUCACUGUGGAUUACGAAGGAGAUGUCGAGUACGUCAAGUGCAGCGACUUGGAGAAGGAACCGACCAAUGCCGAGGGAAUGAGCGAGACGUGCAACAUCAUCCACGACGUCUUGCAGAGCUACUACGACAUCGCAAGCGCCCGUUUCUCCGACAUGAUAUGCACCCAGGUAAUUGACUACUUCCUUCUCGGCGCUGAAGACAGUCCCUUGAACGUUCUAUCUUCGAACCGCAUCUACAAGAUGACGGCUGAACAACUGGACAUGGUGGCAGGCGAGGACGCCGUGAGCAGGGCCACGCGUGAGAUGCUGAAGAACGACAUCAAGCUCUUCGAGGAGGGCAGAAAGGUUCUUCGCACCUAG